Molecule: messenger RNA, 798 nt
Organism: Dissoconium aciculare CBS 342.82
Lineage: Eukaryota; Fungi; Ascomycota; Dothideomycetes; Mycosphaerellales; Dissoconiaceae
Exons: 1
Coding region: 1-798 (265 amino acids)
Biological process (GO): methylation
Cellular component (GO): eRF1 methyltransferase complex
Molecular function (GO): S-adenosylmethionine-dependent methyltransferase activity; protein methyltransferase activity; nucleic acid binding
Source: RefSeq, a predicted model, not a curated record
AUGCUUCCAACACCAUCCACGUCUCAUGUGGAUUAUUCCCACAUCUACGAACCAGCAGAAGACUCUUACCUCUUCCUGGACACCCUAUCAAGCACUUCUGAGAAAGCAUUCUUCCGGAAGCACUUUACAGCUACAUCUACAGAUGGCCGAGGUUCCCCGUCCUUGUCGAUUCUCGAGGUCGGCACCGGUUCGGGCGUCGUACUGGCCUUCGCGAUAGCAAAUGCUGCCGCGAUAUUCGGUCGCACAGAUGUCGGUGCAUUGGGAAUAGAUAUGAACCCUUUCGCAUGCGUUGCUACUGCCAAGACCUCCAACCUUGCCAUACAAGACGUGAGAGCAACCGACGAAGACGCUACUGGGUUAUUUCUUGAUAGCUUAGGCAGUGAUCUGACAGCGGCUUUGCGACCUGGAAGCAUCGAUGUCUUGAUAUUUAACCCGCCGUACGUGCCAACCGAGGAGCUCCCUGCACAACAGCUCCCUGAACUCGUAUCAUCGUCGGCGAUGUCGUCAUCGGCGCGUUUCGAGCGCGAUUCGCAUCUCCUUGCGUUAUCAUAUGCAGGUGGACAAGAUGGCAUGGAGACUACAAACCGCUUAUUGACACAGCUACCUCAGAUACUGAGUGCACGCGGCGUAGCCUACGUGCUUCUUUGUGCACAGAAUCGACCCGAGCAAGUCAUGAAUGAAAUCCGUACUUGGGAAGGUGGGCACUGGCUUGCAGAGAAGGUCGCAGACAGCGGCAUGAAGGCAGGAUGGGAAAAAUUGUGCAUCGUGAGAAUCUGGCGAGCUCCUGAGAGUUCAUGA